This is a messenger RNA of Drosophila kikkawai, 780 nucleotides long. It is a transcript of the gene Srp9, whose product is annotated as signal recognition particle 9. Lineage: Eukaryota; Metazoa; Arthropoda; Insecta; Diptera; Drosophilidae. Gene Ontology annotation, cellular component: signal recognition particle, endoplasmic reticulum targeting. The record is from RefSeq and is a predicted model, not a curated record. Gene Ontology annotation, biological process: negative regulation of translational elongation; SRP-dependent cotranslational protein targeting to membrane. Gene Ontology annotation, molecular function: 7S RNA binding.
CAUCAACGUCACGCCGUCCAGUUGUUGUUGUUUUUAUAAUUUCCCUUUGCACUUGCAUUUCUAUUUAGCCGAAUUAAAAAUGGUUUUUGUGAAGAACUGGGAGGACUUUGAAAUCGCCGCCGAGAACAUGUACAUGGCGAAUCCCCAGAACUGCCGCUACACGAUGAAAUACGUCCACUCCAAGGGCCAUAUACUGCUCAAAAUGACCGACAAUGUUAAGUGCGUGCAGUACAAGGCGGAAAACAUGCCGGACCUGAAGAAGAUCGAGAAGAUCACCAGCAACCUGGUGGGACAUAUGGCCUCCAAGGAGUAAAAACACGAACAGUCUUCAUUUUGGCCACGGCGACACUUCUGCCUUGCGGGCCAGCCAGCAACAACAAUGCGCACACACAUGUAAAUCAACCCCACGGCUGUUCUUGUUGUUGUUGCGAGGUCCCGGGCGUAUGUGCCAAUGUGUGUGCCAUCAAAACACCCGCAACUGAAUUUAGUUUUUAAGCGCGUUUGCCCCGCCAGCUUCGAAUGUGGCGAUCAGAGUAGUCUUUUAACGUUUUUAAACGACAUUUCAUAAAUGUCGGCUCUGUACACGUUGCGAACAUAGAUGGCAGGUGGAAAUUGUACAUACAAAAGUCCAUCUGCAAGGCGGCGGCGCGAAAAGAAAAGUUUUUGAAAAGAUUUACGAAACAAUUUUGUAUUUAUGUUAUUGUAAAUGUCAAGAAGUCGAACACACAUUUCCAUGAAAUGCUUCACAUGAAAUAAAACCAAGGGAUUAAAGCAGAACAA